Messenger RNA from Suillus subaureus, 915 nucleotides. RefSeq lists its product as uncharacterized. NCBI's taxonomy places the organism in Eukaryota, Fungi, Basidiomycota, Agaricomycetes, Boletales, Suillaceae. The transcript has a single exon. The record is from RefSeq and is a predicted model, not a curated record. The coding region runs from base 1 to 915 and encodes 304 amino acids.
AUGAACAGACUCCAUUCUGACCUGAGUUUAUUAGUGUGUCCGGAUUUCACGAGCGACCAGCACCAUGCCUCCCAUACACCUUUUGUCUCCACUACAGUCACCAAUGCCCAAGCCGCUGAAUCACUCAAGGUUGUUUGGGUUGCUACCAAUGAUGAUCUGUGCGUCCAGUGGCAACAACAGGUAGUUGAAGAUGAACAUCUUCGAGCUGAACAAGAACAUCUAGCAGGAGAAGAGUCACUGUGCCUCCAACAAGCUCAUCAACUCGAGGAAGAGACAGCAUGUUUGGAUGAGAGGAAGAAGAACAAGUUUAAACACACAGAGAUUCUCAUGCAACCUCGCCCUGACACCAAUGAAGAUGAGGCCUUUGUAUCAGACUUCGCUUUAUGGAAAAUUGACAAGGGCCAAUUCGUUGAGCUAUACUAUUGGACCAAUGACAGUCUAGAUGAGACUCUCGCCCCUCAGAACACUCAGGAUGAUGAGGGUUUGAUACCCUCAGAGCAAAAUGGAGCCACAGUUUGGCUCAGCACAGCAGCCUCCAAACCGUCCAAACAUGUGGUGCCAGAUCAGCUCCUCCUCCCAGCUAAUUUUGCACAAGCUAUUCCACGCAUUGUUGCUGACUUGGAAAAGCAUGACUGGCCUGAACAAUGCAUAUUGAUGCUUGCGCGUUUUUGGGGUGCAAUUAUGACUCACCGAUACUGGAACUCCAACGACAAAAUCACCCAGCAAGUGCUCAUGGUCUACCAAGAAGAACAAUGCAGAUCAUGGCACAAUGCAGUUGCCUUGGGCACUGGUGCUUGGGACCUGUCCAUAAUUAGUGAUGUUGUUCUUGCACGCCUUUUUGACUGUAUCAUGCGUGAAUCUUGUCAUGCAGCCUAUGAUGCUCAGGUACGUUUCACCUGCUUUCAACAUAAGUGA